AACUUUCUUCUGUUCGGUGAAAGCCCGCCGCCGAGAUCAGAUUUAAUACUCUCACUCUAUUCUUCCCUCCAAAACCCUCACACUCCCUUUCCUCUUCCCGCCAUUUCUUUCCCAUUCUAUUCCUUUUCCCCUUAAUCCCUCUUCCGAUUAGCUAAACCGGCGCCGGCAAACUAAGCCGGCUUCGCUCCGUCGGCGAUUUCUAUUUGCUGCAGAAGAAUUGAAAAUGGCUCCAUUUGGAGGCGAUCGCGAGGACAUUGAUUGUACCGACACCGAAGUCUUUGAUGGCCAUCUUUCACCGCCCUCAUGUUCUGGUGAGGAAACGGAUAAGGCUUCAUAUUCCUCAGGAGCAGAUCGUUUUUAUGAUGACGAUUUUGAAACUCAAAUAGUAAAUUUUGCUGGAGAAACUCAAGUCGUGAAUCCUCUAAAUGAUGAGUUUGAAACUCAAUUAAUGAAUCCUUUAAAUGAUGAGUUUGAAACUCAAUUAAUGAGUCCUAUAAAUGAUGAGUUUGAAACUCAGUUAGUGAAUCCUCUUGGAGAUACUCAAGUGUUCAAUGUUGCGAGUGAAACUCAAACUUUGAGUGUCUGUGGUGAAACCCAGCAACUUGAUGAUCCUAUUCCCGAUGGCAUCGAGUGUAUGGACUUCGACACUCAAAUAUUGAAUGAUUUUGAUGAUGAAAUGGCUGGUGGUUCCUAUGAAGACGAAGGAUCAAAGGGAACUGAAAUUAACGUCAACGAAGAUCUAACUGAUGAUGAAUCAGCACAAAGUUUCUAUCCAUCCAUGGAGAAGGAUAAGGUUCAAUUGAGCCCUCUUAGUGAACAUGAUGUGAGGAAGGAUUUAAAGGCGGUACCGGACAAGUUGCCUGAUAAAAAAUGUAAUUCAGGGCCUACACGACUUUCUUCAAUACGUGCAGCUUCAUUGCGUUCUUCUGGUUCAGCAGCCCGCAGUUCUGCCUUGCAGAAUAGAAAUCUUGGGUCAUGUUCUGUUAUGAUUGACAAGGAUAUAGAAAAAUCAUCCGUAAAAGAUAAUCACAUUGAUCAACAGACUGAUCUCGAGCAGUGCUGUGAGAAUGCUGGAGAAUUAGGUUACGUGAAGUGCAGAGCUGGCAGUUCAGCAGUGAGAAAACUUUUUACGAAAGACAUUGUGGGGGAUUUCGGAGAUCUUCACUCAAGUCGUGAUGUUGGCAACAUGAACACACACGAGUUGACUGCAUGCGAUGGUGAUCAGUUUGCAGGCUUAAGCUAUGUUGAUUCUCAAGAACCUGGGGAUUUAAUGCAAGAUAAUGCUCUUGAUUUUGUCGAUAAGUUUCUUAAAAACAAUUCUUUGGAGUUUGAUCAGGGAGGGGGUACCUGUAAAUUGGAUGCUAUCGUGCAAACAAAGUCGGUUCUUAGCCCUAAAGGGCAAUAUAAUCUGGCCAACAUUGUUAACUGUAUGAGAACAGUUGGAGAAUCAAGAGUUUUUGAUUGGGACGAUAAUCGGGAAGAUGAAGGAGGUGGGGAUAUUUUCUGCAGAAGGAAGGAAGAGUUCUUCACUGAACCUCGAAAAUCGAAAGGAAGAAGACCAGACUCGAACAGUGAUAGGGGAGGAUCUUUAAGUAUCCCAAACAUGAAAUCAAGGUUAUUUUGUUCUGAUUCACGCCUAGAGUUGAGUAAAGGAAGCAAGAAUAACGAGACAGCCCGAGAAGCCAAAGUCAAAUGUAAAAAGAAUCUAUGCAAUAAACUGGAUCAGCAGAAUGAUGGUGAUGCUUGUAGGGUAGAGUCGGAAGACGACGACAUCGAGCCUAAUCAGCAAGAAAUCCCUGAUGUAGGUUUCGAUACUCAGAUGGCAGCUGAGGCACUGGAAACAUUAUUCAAUGAUGAGAGCAUCAAUAAGCUAGUUAAUAAUGAAGCAAAUCAACAUUUGGAAAAUAGUCCAAAGGAUUCUUUUGGAGGCUCUCCUACUAGAAGGUCAAACACUAGCUCGAACACAAGGAAAUCCUCGAAAAAGGGACGUGCUUCUAGUUCUGGGGUUGUCCCGAGGCAGUCCAAGAAAAUAAACCGGAAGUUUUCUGGAAAUUUCAUGAAGGCGUGUGAAAAUGAGACUGUAAAAAUGUCAAGGAGGAAUAAUAAGACAGAUGCUGAUGGCAUCAUUGGUGAUGGAAACACAGGCAGUGUGCCGAGCAAUGUUGCUAAGGUUUCACCUGUUGCACGUCGAACUAGGCAUUCAAUGACAGUAAAUCAAUCGAAAAAGGCUAAAGUUGAAUCUGGUGAAUGUGAGCGGUCGGUUACAAAGGUUGGUCCAUUAAUCAAGAAAAGAAAUCCUGAUCGAGCCACUGGGGGCCCGAAGGCAAAGAGAACAAAAUCUCGGGAGGCAGUUUCUAAGAUACUUGUAACCAAGUCGAAAGAAGGCACUAAAAAUGAUGCAACAAGCUCCAUGGGACAACGAAGAUCGUGUGAUAUGUUAGCCGGUCAGGUAAGUCUGUCUGAUGAGUUAGUUGGACAAACUGUAAUUAGGCGCCCGAGGUCUUGUUCCACGAGGAAAACACGAUCGUCAUUAUGUGUUAUUUCAUCUCUGGCUUCAAAUGAGAACUUGGAAAGAGCAGGUGCAGAAAAAUCUAAUGAUGGAAAUAUAACAGCUAAGGAUGGAUGUAUGGUUUCUUCUGUUGUAAAGACUACGUCAGAUGAAUCUCCUAGUAAAAGACGUAAACCAUCCGACACAGUUUGUUCUACUCCGCCUGAUAAUUGUAGGACGCCUAUAAAUGCCGUAUCACCCGUUUGUAUGGGUAACGAGUAUUACAAACAAUCAUGCAAAAAGAGCCCCUUCAAACCAAGUCUUUUGAAAGAACUUCGUGAUUUAACUGCCACGGGGCUUGUAUCGGAACCCUUAUCAACUGAAUCGAGGAGGAGAAAAGAUAUGAACGAUGUUCAAGUCUUGUAUAGCCAGCACCUCGAUGAGGACAUAAUCAAACAACAAAAGAAGACGUUGACUCGCCUAGGGAUUAAAGUGGCAUCGUCCAUGACCGAAGCAACACAUUUCAUAGCCGAUAAAUUUAUUCGUACAAGGAAUAUGUUAGAAGCCAUUGCUCUGGGUAAGCUUGUGGUGACACACCAAUGGAUUCAGAGUUGUGGACAGGCAAGAUGCUUCAUCGACGAAAAAAAUUACAUCCUACGAGACGCCAAAAAGGAGAAGGAAUUUGGAUUUAGCAUGCCAGGUUCGCUGGCGAGUGCUCGUCAGCAUCCUCUUCUAGAGGGUCGACGAGUGUUGAUUACUCCAAAUACAAAACCCGGGAAAGAUGUCAUUUCGAGCUUGGUCAAGGCAGUGAAGGGCCAGGCAGUAGAGAGGCUGGGGAGGUCUAUGCUGAAGGAUGAUCAAAUUCCAGAUGAUUUGUUGGUUUUGUCAUGUGAAGAAGAUUAUGAUAUGUGUAUGCCUUUUCUUGAAAAAGGAGGUGCAGUGUAUGGUUCCGAGCUUCUGCUUAACGGGAUCGUAACUCAAAAGUUCGAGUUUGAAAGGUAUCGUCUUUUCGUAGAUCAAGUCAAGAGAACUCGGUCGACAAUAUGGCUCAAGAAAGAUGGCAAUAAGUUCCAUCGUGUUUCUAAACAUCAUUAACUUUACUUGAUCAUAUAUUUUCUGUUGGGGUGUUCUCUUUCUGGUAUGUGUUCUAAUGUGUAAAUUAUAAAUUAUAGUUUUCAUGUGCUCUAUAAUUUAAAUUUAUUUUAAUGUAAAUUUUAGGGUCUUAGAGAAAGAGACAUGCAUUACACUUUUGUAUGUCAUAAACUAUGUAAUAUAACCUUAUAUAACUUAUGUGACAUUAAUGUGGCAAUGUUUUUAAUUCUUAUGUAUUAAAUUUAUAUCAUCAA
Cucurbita maxima (winter squash) is the source of this 3834-nucleotide messenger RNA. RefSeq lists its product as uncharacterized. The record is from RefSeq and is a predicted model, not a curated record. Lineage: Eukaryota; Viridiplantae; Streptophyta; Magnoliopsida; Cucurbitales; Cucurbitaceae. The transcript has 8 exons. The coding region runs from base 224 to 3583 and encodes 1119 amino acids.